GCCCACUUGGGCGGGCCCAGACCCCUCCCCGCCACCGGCGUUCCCGCCCCAGCUCGCCGGGGGCCGCUGUGGCGCUCGCGGGCUAGGGGCGGCUGGCGGAAGUGCCUCUCUGGCCGGCGCUUUAUAGGCCUCGCUUGUGCUUCCUGUUUCCUCUUUCCCAGGGACCCGCCAGCAUGGGCCGAGUUCGCACCAAGACAGUGAAGAAGGCGGCCCGAGUCAUCAUUGAGAAGUACUACACUCGCCUCGGUAAUGACUUCCAUACUAACAAGCGCGUGUGCGAGGAGAUUGCCAUCAUCCCCAGCAAGAAGCUCCGCAACAAGAUAGCCGGCUAUGUGACACAUCUGAUGAAGCGGAUUCAGAGAGGCCCAGUACGGGGUAUUUCCAUCAAGCUGCAGGAGGAGGAGAGAGAAAGGAGAGAUAAUUAUGUCCCUGAGGUUUCAGCCUUGGAUCAGGAAAUCAUUGAAGUAGAUCCUGACACUAAGGAAAUGCUGAAGCUUUUGGACUUCGGCAGCCUCUCCAACCUGCAGGUCACGCAGCCUACUGUCGGGAUGAAUUUCAAAACGCCACGUGGAGCUGUUUGAAUCUCUUUGCUAUGCUGUAAUGUUGUCAAUAAAUUUGGGACAAUA
Cavia porcellus (domestic guinea pig) is the source of this 626-nucleotide messenger RNA. It is a transcript of the gene Rps17, whose product is annotated as ribosomal protein S17. Gene Ontology annotation, molecular function: structural constituent of ribosome. Lineage: Eukaryota; Metazoa; Chordata; Mammalia; Rodentia; Caviidae. Gene Ontology annotation, biological process: translation. The record is from RefSeq and is a predicted model, not a curated record. The transcript has 5 exons. Gene Ontology annotation, cellular component: ribosome. Bases 174 to 581 code for a protein of 135 amino acids.